AUGAAGCUGCGCCUGGGCAAGGGCUUCACCUUGGACGAGCUCAAGGAGGCCAAGAUCCCGAAGAAGUACGCGAAGACCAUCGGCAUUGCCAUCGACCACCGUCGCAGGAAUCGAUGCACGGAGAGCCUCCAGGCCAACGUCGAGCGCCUGAAGCUCUACAUGUCCAAGCUGCUGCUCUUCCCGAAGAAGGCCGGUGCCAAGAAGGUGCGAAAGGGCGACACCCCACGCUCCGAGCUUCAGAACGUGGCGCAGAACACUCUCAAGGAAAUCAUCCCUGAGAAGGAGGCGUCCGCGUACAAGCAGCUGAAGAAGGCCCGCACCAACAAGCACUACCUCGGCGAGCGCAUGAAGAAGGCCAAGGACGCUGCCGCCAAGGAGACAUGA
Symbiodinium sp. CCMP2456 is the source of this 384-nucleotide messenger RNA. Lineage: Eukaryota; Dinophyceae; Suessiales; Symbiodiniaceae. The record is from the annotation of a GenBank genome assembly.